Parus major (Great Tit) is the source of this 6550-nucleotide messenger RNA. RefSeq names its product UDP-GlcNAc:betaGal beta-1,3-N-acetylglucosaminyltransferase like 1 (gene B3GNTL1). The transcript has 11 exons. NCBI's taxonomy places the organism in Eukaryota, Metazoa, Chordata, Aves, Passeriformes, Paridae. Bases 3956 to 4807 code for a protein of 283 amino acids. The record is from RefSeq and is a predicted model, not a curated record.
CUUAAUAGUGAUUUUGUGAGAGUUUGGUUCGUAUUGCAGGCACCUUCUGAUUUUUAGUUUGAAAAGUAUCUUCAUAGCCAUUUGCACUGCAAUGGAAAAAACUCACAUUGUUUUCUAGAGCUCUGUUUGAAAACUCAUUCCAACUUGAAUUUGGCCCUGUUGCUUUGGGCUCUGUAGAAUUUGUUUAUAUGUCCAAGGAAAGAGGAACUUGGCUUAGCACUUGUGUGCUCUACUCUGCAAAAGCAAAAGAAUUUUGUUUAAUUGUAGUAUACACAAUGUUACUAAUGCUUACAAUUUUACUAUGGCUUUCUGAUAUCUGAUUUAUCUUCAGGAGAUGGGUUUUAAGGAAAAAUAAAUUAAAAAUUUAUUGCAUAAAGAUUUUAAAAGUAAAUGCAUAUCUUUCAGUUCAGUAAAAUAGACCCUGAAAUAGAAAAUAAAUACCUUUUUGAUAUUGCUUCAAUGAUCAAAUCAAAACAGAGGUUUCAGAAGUUUUGAUUUGAGCUAAAAACUCCCACUAAAGUGUUCACUCAAAGGGCUAAAGCAAUAUGUUUAGUGAGCUGUCAGACAGGUGUAUGAUGUGAUGAUCCCCUAUUCAUUUGCAUGCUAAUAUGAAUCACACCCACUGCAGGAGAUUACAAGCAAAUCUCUUUAAAUGGAUUUUCUUUUGCUUGUUUUGGUUAGUUUAUGUUCAGGGGUUUUUAGCACAAAAUCUUCCUAAAAUGUAAAAUAGAAAUAAAAGUCAGUUGAUUUUUGAAGAAGCUGUUGAGUGACAGUAAAGCUGGAAGAUCACAUCUGUGUUCUGAGGAAAAACAGCAGGACAAAGGAAGAACAGUGUGCUCACAUUUCGUACUGGAGCUGUGUAACCAAUGUUUUUGUCAUUCUGGACUUUCUGGGAAGGAGUAGACAGGUAGGAAUUGUUAAAAUGUUUCUUCCAAGUUUGUGUUUUUGAAGUUAUCUCUUAAAAGUCACACUUUGGAAACACUGGAACACAAAAUUUGGACAAUUUCUGGUUUUCACUACACGUCCUGUUUGAAGUGGAAAGAAACUCAGGCUUCUUACAGUCUCCUCAAAAUGAUCUUAUGCAAAAGCCUAGUUCUGUUUCAGAAAGUUUGAUUUUUAUCCCCUGUUGUAACAUGCAAAUAAAUUGAGAGUUUGUGCACUGAAUUCUUCUGCAACCUGGCGGAGGCCCCUGGCUUUAUUUACUGUCAUUUCUCCUGACCAUAGGCUUUACAUCUGUUUUUAAAUAGUUGUCAGAUGUAGCAAUACUGAAGUAACACAGCAUAACCUUUACUAUAAAUAUUUUUAGUAUUUUAAUACCUCUAGCAUGAACUGUGUUGUUUUGACAGUGCAGCUUGUAAUACUAGAACUGUUGGACUGGUAAUGACAAAAGGCAGACAAGGUUUUUAGAGGGAAUUUUUCUCUUUUGGGCAAAUGAUACAGCUGGAGUUGAGCAAUGUUGAGAAUUACUCAUAUUCCUGUAACUUUUUCUUCUUUUUUCUCCCCUCCACUACUGGGUUAUCAGUCUCUUUUCAAAACUGACUUCUUUUAGUAGUUGAUGAUCAAGAAACUAAGUCAGUUACAGUUUCUUAAAUAAAAGAAUAAUCACAGAGAUUGUUAAUUCUGAUACUUAAGAUAGUUAGUAAUGUUUUUGCUAAUGCCAUUGUGUUGUGUAGCAUAUUUUCCAUUUUUAUAAACAUUAGCUCUGUCUAAAGUCUUGUUCUUACUAAAGUGUUGUAUCAAUUUGGUAUAAACUAGUUUUGGUUUGGCAGAACACACAAGCAGGAUUUUUUUUUUAUUAUUUUGUUUUAGAAUUCUGAUGUCUGUUCACCUUUGCACUUCAGGAAACUGAACCUAAAACUGAGUUCCAGUUGUGAAUUCCAUUGUGCCAUUAGGGAUAUGUCAGAUUAUUUUUUGGUUUAGCAUGCAUUUGUCGGUGUUGGGGUAGCUGGAGACUGAACAGAUCUUUAAUAAAUUGGGGGUGGGAGGGGCAGCUGUGCACUGUUUAACUAAUAGUGUGAAAUGCAUAGUGCUGCUAAAAAACAAACCCAGGCUUAUCCAUGUGGAAGACACUCUCAGGUCACCAUUAAAACAAGAACAGCUUUAUUUCAUGGUUGUUAAAUUUUAGAAGCAGGUUACUUGAAAUCCAUAGUAUUUGUUUGCUUUUGGUAAUAUACUUUCAUUUUGUUAAGGACUAGGUGCAACUGGAAGGAGUCUUGCCUUUAAAAGAAGAUGCUUUGGUACAGAAACAAUGUACUAGUCAGGCUUCACAUCUUCAACUAUUUACACAAGAUUAGGAUUUAUUUCUGAUUCUUUUCUAGCAUGUAAAAGAAAGGGGGAGAACCUAGGAAAAAAGAAAGGGUCACUUGCCUAAAAAAAGGAAACCUUUUUCUUUCCAAGAGUGAGGAAUGUUAAUAUCUCACUGAGGCUUAAGUUUUUACGGCUGUAACCAUGGUAACAGGCUCUUUUCACCAAGUAAGCAGGCCUUACAAAACUCAGAGACCUGGCACAAACAUUUCAUUUUGUUCAGUAGAGUAAUAUUAAAGACAUUUUUUACUCAUGCCAAACACAGAAUUUGUUGUUGAAAGAAAUUUUUAAUACCUAGGUUCUUCUAUAGGGAGUUAUAUUUAUCUUCUUAAUAAUUUAAAAAAUAUGUGUAUUUUCUUCUCUCUCUUUCCUCUAAAAGAAAUCUGGUAUAUGAAAAACUUCAGGGUGUUUCUGUCUUAGACAUAGCAAGAAAUAUUUUCCAACUCUUUCUCAUAACAAAUACUAGAUAUUUCAUGAUUUUAUUUAAAGUGGUUUAUUUGAAAAUGAGAUCUGAAAUACUUCAGAAAGUUCAUAGAGGAAUAUAAUUGCCAUCUUGUGUUGCCUUGAAGCCUCCUUCACUCUUCCCUUAAAUUUUUGAUUCUUUGUAAUUCAUUAUUAUCCACUGAAGGCUGUUGAAAUAUUUGGGUAUGUUAAUGACAGCACUGAAAUGUAAGUCCAGGCUACUUUACAGCUGCUAUGGUUUCUGAUAGUACUGAUGUGUUUGAUGUUGGGCAGAUUGAAUUCUGUCCUCGUUUUUGUGCUGCUCUUUUAUCUCUUGCUUUACUCAGGACCUCCUCAGAUCUGGGGCUUUGCUGCUUUGCCAUGUCCAGACCUGUAGUCUUGCAUCAGUUGUUUCCCACUAAAACUGCUCUUGCCAGGAUCCAGCUCUGCUGCUGUGGCAGCUCCUGUCUUUGCCAGCUGCAUUUCACUGCCAGUAGGAAGGAGACUGAGAGUUACUGUAGAGAUGAGAUUAGAUAUUCAUAGGUCUGUAAAAGGUAAUAUGUAAACAUCCUGUAAAAUAAUAAAUCCAAAAAAACCCACAAUGAAGAGAAGUUAAAGUGAAGAUUAAAGUACAUGAGAAAAAAUAACACAGUUAUAAGGAAGAGCCUUUAUUAGUCGUGUUCUGGUGGUAGUUGACAUAAUGUUCCUUGGAGGCAGUAAGAAAUGCAGUCAUAAGUCUUUUUCUGUACUUGGACAGCUCAGCAAAAUAGCCAAGGAGCACGUGCAUUACAACUAAGGGAACCUUUGAGCCCAGUUAAAUCUGUUUCCUGAGCAAACUUAAACUUGUAGCACAUAAAAAGAUAAGAGAAUUACAGAAAAAAAACUUUUCAAAUGCAAAAUCAGAAACUUUAUGGAUAAUACUAUUUUAAAUUAUUCUUCUCCAUUUCAUGGUGAGAUUUUUUUGGCUUUACAUUUCCAGUUUUCCCCCUAAAAAGUAAAAACCCUACAGUAUUGCGUGUCUUCACAAUGUUUAUUUUGCAGGUCAGGGUGCUCUUGCUGGAUUCCCUGACUUGGUCCCAUAAAUACUCCAAAGAAAGUUUAUGUUGCGUAUGUGACCAAGACGAAUCCAUGCAGAAUUUUUCAGAUUACCACUGGAUAUUGUGUGGUCUUUUCUUAAAAUGCUGCCCAGGGCAAGAACUCAGAGAGCAGAAUGUUCUUAGGUACACCUUGUCUGCCUGCAAAAACAAUCCCAGUUGGAUUUGCUAAAAAUCAAGCAGUAAUUCAGAGCUCAGGAACCUAUCUCUGCUUUCUGGAUUCAGAUGAUGUGAUGAUGCCACAGCGGGUUAGGCUGCAGCACGAAGUUGCCAUUCAACACCCAAACAGUAUUGUUGGUUGCCAAGUCAGAAGAGAGCCACUGGACUCUACUGAACGAUACACUCGCUGGAUCAAUAACCUAACCCAGGAGCAACUUCUUACACAGGUGUUCACCUCCCAUGGGCCUACUGUGAUCAUGCCAACCUGGUUCUGCUCUCGAGAAUGGUUUUUUCACGUGGGAAGAUUUGAUGAGGGUGGAAAGGGUGUCCCAGAGGAUUUGUUGUUUUUUUAUGAACAUCUCAAGAAGGGUGGUGGAGUCUUUCGAGUGAACCAUUGCCUCCUGCUCUACCGCUACCACCCCCAGGCUGAGACCCACUCUGUCCUAGAGGGAACCAUCUGGAAUCACCGAGUCAGGUUUCUUGAGGACAGAGUCCUGAGCUCCUGGACAUCAUUCACCAUUUGGAAUGCUGGCAAGCAAGGCAAGAAGCUCUACAGAAGCUUGUCACCAGCUAAUCAGAAAAAGGUAACUGCAUUUUGUGAUGUCGAUGAAAAGAAAAUAACAAAAGGAUUCUACACUUAUGAGGAAUCUGAGGAGAGACCAAAACCCAAAAUUCCUGUGUGUCACUUCAGGGACGCCACUCCGCCCUUUGUGAUCUGUGUGAAGCUGGACUUGACAGGUGGAGCCUUUGAAACAAACCUGGACACGCUGAACCUGAAGGAAGGGGUUGAUUAUUAUCACUUUAACUAAACCAAGGAAGGGCAGAGGAGCAGUGGCUGCACAUCUGUGUCUGGAAUGUGGCGCUGCCAGCCUGGAAUGCUCUCUGGAAUGAGGCUGGAAGGGCCUGAGGCAGCAGCUCCAGCCAUCCCACGUGUGCUGCAGCUGGCUGGGAACACUCAGGGACACCUCCAUGAACAAAGCACCCCCUGGAGCACUUCCCACCUCACCUUGGUCACCAGCUGGGGUCGGGGCACUUGCAGCAGGUCACAGAGGCAGUUUCGUCUCUCCCUCACCACGGGCAGCUCUGCUUCCCUGGGAGAGCAGAGGUUGUUUGAGUUAAUUCACACCCAUCCACACAACUCCCUCAGUGCUCCAGGUCAGCCCUGCACACAAUGGCUCUGGCCUUUCCUGCACAUUUCAAAUGCCAGCAGUUUUUGUUGUGUCACAUCUGAAGAGUAAUGGACCAUUUUUGUACCACCCUAAGUCAGGUAAACCACAAAUACCCACCAGAUCUGCCACAGGUAACCAGUGGCUAAUAAAAUGACCAAGACUAUUAUUUUAUAGAGUUUUAUAUUAAAAACCCUACUGAUUUGCACAGACCUUUUGAUUGGAAGUUCAUUUAAUUGAUUCUCUAAAGUUAUUGGAUUUGGAGAAGACUCUCCCAUCCUCUUUAUAGAGAAAAAGCAAAAAAGGGCAAGUUAGAAAUCACUUCAACUUUUUUUUCACACCUUGGACAAUUUAUCUUAUUUACUGGAAACUUUCCUGUGGCUAAACAAAAUCUAUUAUUUAUAGAGUAAUUUGUUUAAACUCUGUAUGACACAACUGCAUGAUAAAAGUCUCUGGAGUCCCAACAAGGAAAAUAUGUGUAUCCAGUAAUCACCAUAUCAAAUUCUCAUUUGUCUUCCUGCUGUUAAUACAUAGGGAAAUUCAGAAUUUAGACUGAUUAUUUUAGCACUGGGAGAGCUUGAGGAAAACAAGCAGCUCACUGUGACAGCAACAACUUCAAAUCUCUUUUUCUACAAACAAAUCUACCAAGAUGAAUCAGUUUUGAGUACAUGAGCUUUUUGUCUUUCAUCUCAGAGCAAUGGCCAUAGUGCAGCAGGGUACCCAGGGCUUGCUCCAAGCCAGAAAAAGCCAGGCACACCCUAAAAAUGAGAGACUGAAAAGAGAAUAUUCAUUUUUCUGGGGAAGUGUUUUGUUUGGAUUCAGGAACCCAGUUCUUUAUGAGCAGAGCUGAACUGCCACUGCUUCUCCUGCACCCCUGUGAGUGCUGGCCCUGGAGCCACCCCCUGUGACAGCACUCAGCUCAUCCUGCUCAGAGCCAGGUAACAAAUUCCUCAUGCAAUUCCUGAGCAAGCCUGCUCUUAAAUGCAGGUUUCCUAAUGGAGUUCUGACUCAGACCCAACACAAUCCUAAAUUUCCACAUAAACAAGGAAUUGUAACCACAGGCAGAACUGCUGGCAACCACCCCUUCAAACCUGAGACUCUUGUUCUAAUUUUGCACUGGAAAAUUCAGAAAAAGAGCAGCAGCCACCCCUCCUAAUGAUAAACUCAGCUUUCUUUUCACAAAUAUAAAGUUAUUAUAAGCUCAAGCACAGAAAUAAACUGGAAACUACAUAAAAGCCAAACAGUGUAACAUGCAGUUUGCAACUCUGUCACCCACCCUUAAUGUGUAUUUGUUCUUUGAGCUUGUCUGGGAUAAAUUUAUUUCCAUGAAAUGUCAAUGAAGACAGCCAUUUAAUAUAAUGACUAAAUAAAUGAUUUAUUUUUCUA